UUUAUGUUCUCAACGUUCCAUCACCAACCACAGCGUCUUCAUCUCCCAACGGAACCUUCUAAAAUGCCUCUUUCAUCUCUCUGCAGCAGGUUAUCGUUCUUGUCCAUCUCCCUUUUCUUGUCUCUAACACCCACACUCCAAAUCCCCUUGGUUGCCCCAAUCACAAAAGACCCUUCCACCCAACUCUACACACUCUCCCUCUUCCUCAAAACCCCACUCCAGCACACCACACUCCACCUCGACCUCGGUUCCUCCCUUACCUGGCUCCUCUGCGACUCCACCUAUACCUCCUCCUCCUCCCACCACAUCCCCUGCAACACCUCCCUAUGCGACUCCUUCCCCUCUAACGCCUGCUCCAACGACACAUGCGCCCUCUUCCCUGAAAACCCUCUCACAAGAACCACCCUUCUCGACACCGCCCUCAUCGAUUCUCUCGCCCUUCCAACCUACGACACCUCCUCUCGGAGCACACUCGUUCUCAUUUCCGAUUUCAUCUUCUCCUGCGCCGUCGCCCAUUUGCUCCAAGGCCUCGCUACCAAUGUGACCGGACUAGCCGCUUUGGGCCGGUCCAAUAACUCCCUCCCGGCCCAAAUAAGCAUUGCAUUGAGUUCCCCUCAUUCUUUCUCUCUCUGCUUGCCUGCUUCAUCCAACACAGGCGCAGCUAUCUUCGCCUCCACCUCCAUCUCUUACUUUUUCUCUUCCAAAAUUGACCUCACUUACACCCCACUCAUUCUUAACCCCGUCGCCGAAACUGUCGUCACCCACAACUCACAACCCUCUGAUGAGUAUUUCAUAAACGUCACCUCCAUCAAGAUCAACGGCAAGGCUCUUCCCAUCGACGCCUCCAUCUUAACCGUUGAUCAAACCGGCUUCGGUGGGACCAAGAUCAGCACUGCGGAGCCCUACACCGUUUUGGAAAGUUCCAUUUACAAACUCUUCGUCCAGUUUUUCGUCAACGAAGCCUCAGCUUUUAACUUAACGGUGACGGAGGCCGUUGAGCCCUUUGGCGUGUGCUACUCGGCGGGAGACCUCACGGAAACAAGAGUGGGACCCGCUGUUCCGACCGUUGAUCUGGUGAUGCACAGCGAGGAAGUGUUUUGGAGAAUCUUUGGGGGGAAUUCGAUGGUGAGGAUUGAAAAGGGAGGAGUGGAUGUGUGGUGUUUGGGUUUCGUGGAUGGUGGGAUUCGUAGGAGGACGGCGGUUGUGAUUGGAGGGCAUCAAAUGGAGGAUAAUGUAGUGCAGUUUGAUCUUGACUCAAAUAGAUUUGGUUUCACCUCAUCUCUGUUGCUCCAGGGUGCUAAGUGUGCUAAUCUCAAUUUCAAUAAUCUUACCAAUCCCAUUAAUUAGUUCUUUUUCAAAAAAUGUACAUAAUAACGUCUUCAUUAGAUGUUGUACUGCAAUGUUCCAAGCAUUGCUUAUUGGUUCUGAAAAUGGAACUCUGCUCUUUAUCAUGCUUGCAA
Molecule: messenger RNA, 1460 nt
Organism: Vigna angularis (adzuki bean)
Lineage: Eukaryota; Viridiplantae; Streptophyta; Magnoliopsida; Fabales; Fabaceae
Product: probable aspartic proteinase GIP1
Biological process (GO): proteolysis
Molecular function (GO): aspartic-type endopeptidase activity
Source: RefSeq, a predicted model, not a curated record